AUGUUUCCCAGCCAAUCCGCUCGAACUGCGGUCCCGUCGCGGAAUGCACUACGUGUUCUCCGGCAACUAGCAUUGGCUGGGUCAACCAUUGGUGCCAUUGGGGGUCUCUGUACUAUUGGAACUAUCGCCUAUGACAUCCACCGCAGAGUCCAGGUUGUUGAACGCAUCGUUGAAACCAAGCGAAGUCUCCAAACAUCAUGCCCAAAUUACACUGCGGGGGCAGGGGCUGCGACGGUGGCUCACAUGAUGGAGGCUGCGGAAGCAGGAGAGUUCCUUGGGCUAGCUUCUUUUAAGAAACGUAGCGAGCGGCACAAACAACAAACAGCCGGCCACGAGGAUGUGAAGAUUGAUCGCGCAAAUAUGUAUGCUAUGGAGCCCCAGGUAGCGAGAGGGAGGGAAGGUGAAUUUGGCAUUCCCAACGGAUCUCCCGAUGCUCCCGGUCAACCUUUACGUAAUACAUUGACUCCAUCACUUCAGCUGUUGGAAACCGGGGCACCUCAGGCCAAUACUCAAGAACCUCCUCAACCAUUAUUCCUUUUGAACAAAUACAAAUCAAAACUGAGGGGUGAUAAGGAAUUCUGUUCAGAACCAGCCUACACCGUAAGUGUCUCUCCAGCUUUUCGAGAGAAGUAUCAAAACCUCCCAGCAAGUGACCCUGCACUCUCCGUUCAAAGGCUUCUGGAUCACCACAUGCUGGACGAAGCUACAUUGAGGUUCCUACGUGACGUGAAUAGAGGUGUCAAAGCAGAUGAGGAAGCCAGGAAUGACAUCGCUAUUCAUCUUCUGUACAUAAGUUUGCAUCGGAACAGGCUCAACCUUGCACAAAAGCUCUUCUACUGGUUUGAGGCAAACCACAAGGUAACUCCGGCACUGUGGGAGAUAAUGAUGCUAGCUUUAUGGAAAAAUGGACGUUUCGAAACUUUAUCCACACUGUACUUGAAAUACGCAAAAGAGUUCGAACUUAAUCCGGUUCUACUGAGGGUGGUACUCAAGUCUCUUAUAAGUUCCUACCGACUGUCUGAGGCCAAGGGCGUGUUAUUCAAGUACUUGGGAAAUGAUGUGGACUGUGGUGUCUGCGGCAUAUAUCUGGGCGGACUCUGGAGCAGGACUCGAAGUAUCGUCCUCCUGGAAUCGCAAUUCCGGAAGUUGCUGGACACCUUGACCGCUUGUAAAAUUCCUCCAACCGAAAAGCUCUUUGAUCCUUUGCUAGUGGCGUACGUCGAAUUCGGAAUGGAUGGCAAGGCUGAUUUGCUUGUCAAGACUAUGAGAGACAUCUAUAAUAUCCCCUUCAAGACACGGACGUUGGGGCUUGUUGCUUACGGGAAAGCUGUGAAAUGUGACUGGGAUGGAGUAAAAGACACUUUGGCGCAUAUGUAUGAGCUUGAACUUUCCACCAAGGAUCAAUUCAGAUUCACGCAGAUUUUUCAUCGUGUUUUCCUUGAAUUCUGGAUCGCAAAUCCCGGUCAUAUGAUUCGCAACUUCGUUUUCGAUGCAAUUGAUAAUGGGUUAGUGCUUGAUAAGCUACUCUUCGAUCAAACACUGAAAGCAUUUAUUCAGAAGGGAACUGUGGAAAUGGUAGAAGAGCUUUUGCAGAUCGUGAAGGAAAAAGGCUGGAAACUCCAGCUCGAGCGACCAUAUUUCAUGGAACUCCUUCAGGAAGCUCGGAUGUCUGCCAGAUACAGCCCGACCGGGUUAUGGCGAAUGUUCCGUGCUUCCGAGCAGAAGUUCCGUUACGUUGCCGCUUCACGCCAAGUGCUGGGAUAUGAUACAAUUUCUUUUCCCAUCAAUGAUGUGGAGAAUAAACCAAUUUCUCAAGAAACCGAAGCUAUGUGGCGACGAGCGAUGUCCCUGCCAGAGACUUCAAGGCAUAUCAGGCAGUUUAUGCCACUUCAUAGUCAGAUGAUGUAUUUCAUAAAUGCGGGAAAACCUGAGUUGUCCUUAACAUCCUUUCGAGACGCCAGCAUGUCUGGGAUGGUCAUGAAACAUUUUCACUUAGAUUUGGCAGUCACUGCUAGCAUUUUGCUCCAUGGCGAUACUCGGGAUGCGAAGGCUAUACUGGAGAAAUUCGAUGCUCUCAAGGCACCGGGAAAACCAGUUCCGUCACAAUUCUUCCAAGCAAUAAUGCAAACGAGUGAAAUGGAUGAGAUUGAAGCGGUGAAGAUGGCGGUUUUCAAUUUUUACAACAUCCGACAACAGAAGUUAAUGCCUGUUAAGCAUCAUGCUGCGUCCACUGUCGCUGCCCGACUCCUCGAUAUCGGCAACAAUGCCGCAGUACUAGAUAUGUUCCGGACAAUCAACAAAUCCAAAUAUGCGGCCUUUGCCCCCUUCGACCCCGCUGCGAUAAAAUUCAUUACGCGUUCAUUUGCGCGGAUGGGCAAUUUCAAGGGCGUCCGGUGGGCGAUAUUUACGGGACUCAAACGCGCAUCAGCAGUUAAUCGCGACCUCUGCGACGAGAUUAGCUUGAUCGUUUCUAGAUCCAGAAGCUGCCUCCAUAUUCCACUUCCACCAAAUCACACACGAGAGAGUUUCGAGAAGGAGAUAGACCAUAUUGCAAAGUUGUCACGUCUCCUACGACAAAAGGUCAAAGCCAGAAAGUUCGGACCGGCCCGCUUCAUUCCAUUUACUGAAGCUAUUGAAAUGUUGAAGAGCAAGAGCUGGAUGGCUGAUGCUAGCAACAAUUCCUUGAAGAAGGGGCCGCAGCUGAAUGGGCAUAAAUUUGAGGAUUUUCAGCACACUGAUUACAUCGUCAAGCACUGGAAGGAGAGGGCCGAGUUGGAGAAAUGUUUUUUGCCUGAUGAUACGGAGGAUCAGGAUUGGAGUGAAAGUAGUGUGUGGGCAGAGGGAUUGGAGGACUCCGUGGAGGAGAUACCACUGGAGGAACCCGUUCAGAUAUGA
Paracoccidioides brasiliensis Pb18 is the source of this 2895-nucleotide messenger RNA. RefSeq lists its product as uncharacterized. The transcript has a single exon. The coding region runs from base 1 to 2895 and encodes 964 amino acids. The record is from RefSeq and is a predicted model, not a curated record.